UCUCUGAAGCUACCUCUGAAGAAAAUUUUCACAUCCUUGCCAGUGUAUGCAAUCAUCAUCUCCGGGUUUACUGUUGACUUUAGCGGGACGCUGUUCCAUCUGUAUAUACCGUUGUAUCUCUCAGAAGUCAUGUUCUUCGACGUGUCAUCGAAUGGACUUAUAGCUGCCUUGCCCUACAUUGUGCAGUUUGUUCUACAAACCAUCACUGGCGGAACAGCUGACUUUAUCAUUAAAAGAACAUCAAUAUCCGUUGCCACUGUCAGAAAGUUCAUUGAUGGUCUUGGAAAAGUUUCUUGCAUCAUUUCGCUUAUCGCAAUUGGCUUUGUGGAUUGCAGUCAACCAAUCAUAGCAGUCGUUUUGCUCAUCAUUUGCUUGUCUUCGAUUGGCGUCCAGAAGUGUGGGUAUUACGUGAACCCUCUUGACAUAGCGCCCCCGUACGCAGGGUUUAUUGUCGCCCUCAACAACACGCUUGGGGCCUUCAAUGGCUUCAUCACCCCGCCUCUUGUGGGCUUCAUCACUGGAGCGAAUCCAGCUCGAGAGACAUGGCAGAUCGUCUUCCUUAUGUCGGCCGGGGUUGUGACCUUUGGCUGUAUAUUUUACAGCCUGUUUGCUUCAGGGGUUGUCCAGCCCUGGGCAAAAGGGGACGGUGACUCUCCAGAAGCCACAGAAAUACCUUUAGAGGAAGAUGGCUCGCUUUUAGAAAAGGAAAAUCAAAGCAGUGACCAGUCACAGAGCGAGAAAGAAACUAUGAAGAAUUCAGACCAAGGAAACGGGACGAGGUCAAGUUUGCUCCAGAUAGAUUCGGAGUCGCCAAGAGAAAACAGCAAAGUAUGACAUUUUUGAACAUUCUGGAGCAAACUAAUGCAUUGCGAUGUCUUAUGCUAUGCCCAUUCUCACAAGGCUUUAAUGAAAUAAUAAACCAAGCUGAGGGAGAGAAAAAACUCCCCUACACAUACACACAUACAAAAUCCAAAACAU
Messenger RNA from Aplysia californica (California sea hare), 978 nucleotides. RefSeq lists its product as uncharacterized. Gene Ontology annotation, biological process: monoatomic anion transport. NCBI's taxonomy places the organism in Eukaryota, Metazoa, Mollusca, Gastropoda, Aplysiida, Aplysiidae. Gene Ontology annotation, molecular function: transmembrane transporter activity. The record is from RefSeq and is a predicted model, not a curated record.